Messenger RNA from Capsicum annuum, 1335 nucleotides. RefSeq lists its product as uncharacterized. The transcript has 4 exons. The record is from RefSeq and is a predicted model, not a curated record. NCBI's taxonomy places the organism in Eukaryota, Viridiplantae, Streptophyta, Magnoliopsida, Solanales, Solanaceae. The coding region runs from base 1 to 1335 and encodes 444 amino acids.
AUGACUUCUUCAAAAAUUCAAAAAGAUAUUGUGAGUGCUUGUGCACAAGAAAUUGUGAAAGCUAUAAUUGAUGAUUUGGAUGGAGAUUUUUUUGAGAUUUUAGUUGAUGAAUCCAAAGACAUAUCACACCAUGAACAAAUGACCAUUGCAUUGAGGUAUGUUAACAAAAAAGGUAAAGUGAAUGAGCGAGUUAUUGCUAUUGUUCGUGUUGGUGAUACAUCGACAAAAACGUUGAAGGAAACAAUAUGUUCUUUGCUUAUGAGACAUUCUUUAAGUACAUCUAAAAUACGUGGACAAGGCUAUGAUGGAGCUAGUAGCAUGCAAGGAGAGAUGAAUGGUCUUAAAGCUUUGAUUUUGCAAGAAACUCCUUCGGCAUAUUCCACUGCCAAAAAAUAUUUGCUCGUAGAUGACUUUUUUGCUAUUAUUAGUAAUGUGUUGAAUGUGGUAGGAGCAUCAUUUAAGCGCCGAGAUCAACUUCGGGACCAUCAUGCGGAAAUAUUGGAGCAACUACUAGAAAGUGUUCAUGUUCUUGAUGCGAUAAAAUGUGGAGGCUCGAAUUUCAAUGAUAGAUUACAAGCCGGGGCUUUUUUGAGUAUGAUCAAUGAAUUUGAAUUUGCUUUCUUGCUUCACUUGAUGUUGAAGAUAUUAGUGAUGUCCAAUGAGCUAAGUGCAUCAUUACAAAGGAAAGAGCAAGAUAUUGUCAAUGCCAUGAUAUUUCUUGAUAUUACUAAGAAAAGAUUGCAAUUGCCUUCUAGUGUUACUUACUCACAUCACUUACGUGUUGAGCUAUUUUAUGCUAUAAUUGACUUGCAACUUCAAGAGCUUAAUAAUCCUUUUGAUGUUGUGAGUGGUAACUUGCUCCUUGGUAUGGCAAGCUUGAAUCCAAUAAAUGCUUUUACUAAUUUUGAUAAGAAAAAAAUAAUGAUAUUUGUCAAACAUUUUCCGGAUGAGUUUGGUGAAUCAAAGCUUCAAGAGCUUAGUUACCAACUUGAUACUUUUAUUAUACACAUGCGGCGUGGUGAUCCUAUAUUCUCUAAUUUGAAAGGAAUUGGUGAUUUGGCAGAAGCAUUGGUUAAUGCAAAUCUUGUGGGGACUUAUUCUCUUAUGUACUUACUUGUGAAGUUAACGUUGAUUUUACCAGUCGCCACUGCAACGGUAGAGAAAGCUUUUUCAUCCGUGAAGUAUAUCAAGAAUAAAUUGCGUAGUAGUAUUGGUGAUGCAUUUUUAAGUAAUUGUUUAGUUUGUUAUAUUGAGAAGGAUAUAUUUAUAAAUAUUAGCAAUGAUGUAAUCAUUGACUGUUUUCAGAAUAUGAAAACACGUCGAUAUCUAGUAUGA